Molecule: messenger RNA, 4828 nt
Organism: Cajanus cajan (pigeon pea)
Lineage: Eukaryota; Viridiplantae; Streptophyta; Magnoliopsida; Fabales; Fabaceae
Product: AP-5 complex subunit beta-like protein
Biological process (GO): endosomal transport
Cellular component (GO): AP-type membrane coat adaptor complex
Source: RefSeq, a predicted model, not a curated record
AGCAGCAACGCCGAAGCGUGAACGGCAUGGCGGAGAAAGCGGCGGCGCCACCACCGUCGAAGCCUCUGACAGUUCAGGAGUGGGAAACCCUAAUCGAUGACUUCCAGAACGGCGUCCACCUCAAGUGGAACUCACUGGAUCCUCUCUUCGAUCUCCUUCUCCCCUCUCUUCUCCGCAAGGACUUCCCUCUCUCCCUCAAGCUCCAGCUUCUCAUAUUCCUCGACGAAUUCUCCCUCUCCUUCUUCUCCAACCACCACCAACUCCACCGUCUCGUUGACGCGCUCAGAACCGUCGUCCACGCGCCUCCCGAUGUCGCCGCUUCCACCUUCAAAGACCAGUUCAUGGUUUCCGCCACCUCGAUUCUCAUCUGCGCGUCGGAGGAGAUCGCGGUCGAGGCGCAGACGGAGAAUAUUCUGGUGGAGUUGUUGCUGACGGUUAUAAACCGACCGAAUUACGGUUCGGACCGGCACACACGUGGCAUCGCGUGCGAAUGCCUGAGGGAAUUGGAGCGGUGGAAACCUGGUUUGCUUUCCGAUGUGGUUGGACACUUGUGGAGUCUCUGCCAGAACGAGCGAACUCACGCUUCUCAGUGCUAUCUGUUGCUCUUCACUUCGGUGAUUCACAGCAUCGUCGCUCGGAAACUCAGCGUCUCCAUUCUCAACACUUCCGUUCCGAUUGUUCCUUUCAAUGCGCCGCAGUGCGUGACGGAUUCGGGUUCGGGUUCGGGUUCAGGCUCGGAUUUAGGUUCGGGUUUGAAUGUGAAGGAGUUAAGGAGGGCGAUGGCGUUUUUGCUGGAGUGGCCGCAAGUGAUGACUCCUUGCGGGAUGAUGGAGUUUGUGUCUAUGAUAAUUCCCGUGGCUGUGGCGUUGGAACUGCAACCUUCCAUGCUGAAGGUGCAGUUCUUCGGGAUGAUUCAUUCGUAUGAUCCUAUUCUGUGCCAUGUCGUUUUGAGCAUGUAUUUGCGUUUCUCGGAUGCGUUUGAUGGUCAAGAGGGAGAGGUUUCUCGCAGGCUUUUGUUGAUUUCGAGAGAGGCUCAGCAUUAUUUGGUGUUUCGCUUGUUGGCUAUGCACUGGUUGUUGGGUUUCAAUCGAUUGGUUUUCGAGAAGGCGAAGCCCUCUCUUGUAUUGUGCUCCACCUUUUACCCGGCUCUGUUUGAUCCUCUGGCUUUGAAAGCCUUGAAGCUUGACCUUCUUGUGUUUUGCUCUUGUGUCUUGAGGCUGAAAGGUGAUUCUGAUGAGUUGGUUGAUCCGGUGAAGCUGUUUGAAGAUGGUCUUGUUUGUGUCUCUUCCUUCAAAUGGUUGCCUCCCGGGAGCACAGAGACCGCAGUUGCGUUUCGCACCUUUCAUAAGUUUUUGAUCGCUUCGUCCUCUCAUUCCGAUGAUGAUCCUUCCACCACAAGGAAUCUGUUGGACUCCAUGAUAUUUCGCACUUUGCAGGGUUUGCUUGUGAACUUGAUGUUGGAGAGUAGGAGAUUGGUUCCUGUUGUCGUUGCUUUUGUUGACCGUUUGCUCUCCUGUCAAAAGCAUUCUUGGUUGGGUGAGUGCUUACUUCAGAAAUUUGAUGAGCACUUGCUUCCAAAAGUGAGAAUGGAUUAUAAGUUGGUUUAUUGCUUCCCAAUAUUUGAUAGAAUUGCUGAAAAUCAGACAAUACCUCCUCGUGGAUUGUUAGAGCUGCUCACCAACUUCAUGAUUUUCCUUGUGGAGAAACAUGGCCCAGAUACAGGGAUGAAAUCUUGGUCCCAGGGAAGUAGAGCUCUUGGGAUUUGCCGAACUAUGUUGAUGCACCAUCAUAGCUCUAGAUUGUUCCUUAGACUAUCUCAUCUACUUGCUUUCACAUGUCUCUAUUUUCCUGAUUUGGAGGUUCGUGAUAAUUCAAGGAUCUACUUGCGAAUGCUGGUCUGCAUUCCAGGGAAGAAGCUUAGAGACAUUCUGAACCUGGGAGAUAUGAUUCUUGGAAUUUCACCAUCUUCACACCCAACCUCAUUUUUCAACGUUCAGUCACCUAGACCUUCUCAGAAAUUCAAGACAUUUAAAAACUUAUCAUCCUGUAUUCACCUUGAGCGUUUUGUCCCAUUGCUAGUCAAACAAUUUUGGUCUAUGUCAUUGUCAAAUUUAGUUCGAAGUAACAGUAAACCUGCUUAUCUGGAGGGCAUCAGAGAUCUUGACCCCCCUGUUGAGGAAAAGGAAUUGUCUGACAGUUCCGAUGCACAGAUCAUCCCUGAAACUGGAAGAAUAAAUCAACCACAAGAGCCACUCCGUGUUAUGGAUUCUAAAGUUGCAGAAAUUUUGAACACAUUAAGGAAGUACUUUUCCUGUGUUCCGGACUUCAGAUAUAUGCCAGGUCUAAAAGUUAGAAUAUCAUGCAGUUUGAGGUUUGAAUCUAGUAGUUUCAAUCGCAUGUUGGGAAUAGAUAAAACUGCCACAUCCUUGGAAGAGAUUGAUGCACUUCCUGCUAUAUAUGCUACUGUGUUAAAAUUUUCGUCAUCUGCACCAUAUGGGUCAAUUCCAUCUUAUCGUAUACCUUUUCUUCUCGGUGAACCUCACAAUAAAGAUCCUGCAUCUCAAAAUGCCUCCCUAAGUAUUGUUCCUGUCGGUGUUGAAAAUGAUUCCAGGGAAGAGGAAAAAUAUAGAGCUACUGUUGUGAUUGAUUUGGAGCCCAGAGAACCCACACCAGGUAUAGUUGAUGUUCACAUUGAAACAAAUGCAGAAAAUGGUCAAAUCAUCCAAGGUCAACUUCAAGGAAUUACAGUAGGCAUAGAAGACAUGUUUCUCAAGGCUAUUGUCCCGUCAGACAUCCCAGAAGAUGAAAUACCUCGAUACAACUUUGACUUGUUCAAUACUUUAUGGGAGGCAUGUGGCUCAUCCUCCAGCACUGGCCGGGAGACCUUUCAAUUGAAAGGGGGCAAAGGGAUUGCUGCCAUUAGUGGAACUCAAUCUGUCAAGCUUCUUGAUGUACCUGCAACCUCUUUGAUCCAGGCAACUGAGCGCCAUCUGGCACGCUUUGUUGUAGGUGUGAGUGGGGAGCCACUUAUUGAUGCCAUAUGGGAAGGGGGAAUCAUUCAGAACGUCAUUUUGGAAGAUGCUUCUCCUGAUGCUACUUCUGCUACUAAUCACGAUACAGCUCCACUCUGUCUUACUUACAAUGAUGAAGGGUAUGAGAAGGGGGCUAUUAGCAAUAGCAGAAAAAGAAACCUGGGUUGUUUGCAUGUUUUAAUAUUUCUUCCUCCACGGUUCCAUCUCCUUUUCCAAAUGGAAGUUGGUGAUGUUUCAACUUUAGUUCGCAUUCGUACAGACCACUGGCCCAGCUUAGCUUACAUUGAUGAUUAUUUAGAAGCUUUGUAUCUGUCAUAAGAGCUGUCGUUUCACCUGUAUUGAUGACUGCAGAAAGAUGAAUAAUACUCGAUCAGCUUGCCACAAUGUAUGUCCUUUUUUUUCCCUCUUUUUCUUGUGCAAUACAUAGUUUGUUUAUGUUAUAUGUGGACUGUGGUUGUGCCCUUCAUGAUUCAUUUUUGCUUCUGUGCAUUUUAAGGGCAUAUCAUUAUCCGGUAAGAACUGUUCUCAUGAGACAAGUUAAUCUUUGCCAUCUAUGUAUAAUUGUAUCAUUAAAAUUUGUUUUUCUCAUGAUAACAACUGAGAACAAUUCUCACUUGAUAAGUCCCCAUAUACAUAUAGGGGACUACUAAUUUACUCCAACUUGAUUUUUUAUGUGUAGUAUGCUUGCAAACUACACUUUUGGAUCUAUCAUAGUCCUUUAAAAAACAAGUGAGAGUAUAUUAGCAGUUGGAGCCUUGGAGGGCUAAUAAUAUACUUCCAUUUGUUUUUUUGGAAGGAGUUGAUUAGUAAGCAACACCUUUGGCCAUAUUUUAACAAAUUCAAGUUGUAGCUUGCUAGAAUACUCAUUCUAACAAUAGGAGUGUAGUUUGCAAGCAUGUUUACUAAUAUUCUACUUGUUUUUUUUUUAAAAAAGUCUUUUACCAAGCUUCUACACUUUUAGGAGUAUUUUAACAAAUCCAAAGCUAAGAGUUGGUGAUGCAUCAUAAAGGCUUUCCUUUUUUUAACAUAUAGCUCAAUAAAUUUUCUACUACUGUUAUUUUCCUCAGUCUAGCUCUUGAAGCUUGGCUGAAUUUGCAAUUCUAAAAUGAGUUUCUUUUUAUACAUGAAACCAAACCCACCAAGUACAAAAAGUUUUCUUCUAAAUCCGGCUGUUGUGUUAAAUGCCUGAAACUGUAUUAGAACUUCAUAUAUUGCAGUUAAAAAAUGUAGUCGCUUCAGUAUUAUUUAUAUUGAAAGCUGCGAUAAUAAUUAAUUUUAAUCAACAAUGAUGGAACAAUAAUAUUUAAGAUUGGUUUGAAUUGCGAUCAGCGUGACUUGUACAAUGAGAACGUACAAUUCUCUGCAUAUUUUGUGAUAUGCUCUUUGUGAAGAUUUCAUUCUGCUGUUACAAGGGUCUACCUCUAUUUAAACUGUGCUACAAGGUAAUUUCCCUCUGUGAUGUUUUGUGUCAUUUCUUUGUUAGGGCCUGUAGCAUUUUUUACAUAAGCCAUUCUUUACUUUUAUGCAGGUAGCACUGUCCAGUAAUUUCCUUGCCGUAGGCAUAUAAUUGACAUAAAGUUGUGGCUGGCUUUGUCACGGGGAGUGAUAUAAUGAAGGUUUUAGAUAAAAAUGGAAAUGUUAGUUGUUGUACAUGGUCUGUAACUCUUGUUAUUUGUCUCUAUUUUUAUUUUCCUUUUUUGUAUUGUCUUUGUUGAGGGCUUCUUAUUCUCUAAUCUUUUGUAGUUAUAUAUUUUUCUUUCUCUAAUAAAAUUUAUUCUUUAUAUUUGAAGAAAAUA